Messenger RNA from Aedes aegypti (yellow fever mosquito), 1226 nucleotides. RefSeq names its product transcription initiation factor TFIID subunit 8-like. The record is from RefSeq and is a predicted model, not a curated record. Bases 136 to 1143 code for a protein of 335 amino acids. The transcript has 3 exons. Gene Ontology annotation, biological process: transcription initiation at RNA polymerase II promoter. NCBI's taxonomy places the organism in Eukaryota, Metazoa, Arthropoda, Insecta, Diptera, Culicidae. Gene Ontology annotation, molecular function: protein heterodimerization activity. Gene Ontology annotation, cellular component: transcription factor TFIID complex.
CUGAAGGAAUUUUUAUAAACAAAACAUCAAGAUCAUAAUAAAACACGUAAAAUUUCAGUAACAUUAGUUUUUUGGGAUUAAAAUUUAUUCAUUUCGCUCUGAAAUUUAACAAGUGUAUCGUUUACAAAGUGAAUAAUGGCAGAAAUAAAUGCCACACAAAUCGCUCGCAGGAAGUACCUGUCCAUGGCCGUUUCCUCGGAGCUGCUGGAACACGAUUUCGAAAGCGCCGAUAAGGAAUGCGUCGAAACGCUCACCGAAAUGAUGCAGUGCUUCAUCGUCGAGCUUGGCCAGACGGCACGAAAUUACUGCGAAUUAGCCGGAAGGACUCAACCGGUCAUAGGAGAUGUCGUGAUUGGUCUCAUAAACAUGGGCAUUUUCGAUCCGGGGACUGGAGAGCUACGGCAAACGGGAAGGACGCCACAUUUGGCGCAGCCUCAGCAGGCCCAAUCACAGAAACAACUCAGCAUCCUACAGGCUGGCCAAAAACACAACCACCCGUCUCACAUUCCAAACUACCUGCCCUCGCUUCCGGAUCCUCACGCUUAUAUUCGAACACCGACCUACAAACAACCAGUUACGGAAUACGAAGCCAUUCGCGAGAAGGCUGCCACCCAGAAGCGUGACAUUGAAAAGGCUCUCACCAAAUUCUUGGCCAAAACCAGCGAUGUGCAUAGCUUAUUCGACAACGAAGACAAUCCGAUGUUUCCGCUGAUUGCGUGCAAACCGUCGUUUCCGCCCUAUCUGCAAGCGUUAAAUCCAACGGAUCAGAUAUUCGAUUUUGAAGAGUUGGAAUACUACUAUCAGGUGGCCAAUCGCAAAGAGGAUCCCUCGGAAACGAAAGACGGCGAUGACGACGACGAUGACGAAGAUGGUGAAGGUGGAAAUGGUAGCAAGAAGGAAGAUGACGGCAAAGACAGCGAAUCGGCUUCACCAGUCAAGGGGGAAGGAAGCAACGGUGCUAACGGAAAUGGAGCAGAAGGCAAAAUGGGACCGCCGACGGUGACGGUUUCGACGGCCAGCGGAACGAUAACUACGGCGCAGAUCAAUUUGACCAACAACAGUCCGACGAUCGAUAACCCUUAUCUGAGGGCGGCGACGAUUCCUAGAAAGGUCAAAAGCGAGUCGGGAUCGAGCAUGUAUUGAGGAAUGGAAAAAGACAUUUUGGCAUUAGCCUAAGUUUAAGAUAAGGUUCACAAUUUUGAUGAAUAAAUAGAUAAAUAAGAUAA